Eremothecium sinecaudum is the source of this 1125-nucleotide messenger RNA. It is a transcript of the gene PEX7, whose product is annotated as Pex7p. Bases 1 to 1125 code for a protein of 374 amino acids. The record is from RefSeq and is a predicted model, not a curated record. The transcript has a single exon. Gene Ontology annotation, biological process: protein import into peroxisome matrix. Gene Ontology annotation, molecular function: protein binding. Lineage: Eukaryota; Fungi; Ascomycota; Saccharomycetes; Saccharomycetales; Saccharomycetaceae. Gene Ontology annotation, cellular component: peroxisomal matrix; cytosol.
AUGCUAAGUUAUCAUAUGAAUGGCUAUAGUGGGUAUGGUAUUCAAUAUUCACCAUUUUUUGACGACACACUUGCAGUUGCAACAGGUUCUAACUUCGGGCUUGUGGGAAAUGGUAAGCUAUUCAUAUUGCGGAUAGCUGCAAAUGGCCAAAUUGCUGAGUCUAAUUCUUUUUUAACUAUUGACGGACUUUUUGACGUUGCAUGGAACGAACUGAAUGAAAACCAGGUUUUAACAGCACAGGGUGAUGGUUCGCUUAGGUUGUUUGAUGUUAAUUUACAAAAAUAUCCAGUGGCAAUCUUCAAGGAGCACCAGCGUGAAGUUUUCAGCUGCAGUUGGAAUCUACUACAUAAGCAGACUUUUUUGAGUUCUUCUUGGGAUGGCACUGUAAAAGUUUGGUCCCCAUCCAGACAACAAAGUUUGAACACUUUGAUCCCGUAUUCGACUAACAGUACCCAUAUUUGUGACCAGAACGUGCUUAAGAACGAAAUACCAAUGUCUAAGCAGCUUAUGCAGCAAAAUCGCUCAACAAGCAAUAGAGAUUGUAUUUACCAGGCGUUAUAUUCUCCACAUGAUCCCAACAUCGUCAUAAGUUGUUCAGGUAAUUCAUAUGUCUCUAUAUUUGAUAUUCGGCAACCAGCCCAGACUAGUCAGCAGCAAUUCAUAGCCCAUAAGGGAUUGGAGGCUUUAUCGUGCGACUUUAACAAAUAUAGACCUUAUGUCAUAGCUACUGGUGGUGUAGACAAAAUGGUCAAGACCUGGGAUUUAAGGAUGAUUCGACAGUCAUUGCUAAAUAGUAGAUCUUCUCCGGUUACGACGAACGAGAUGCAGGGACAUUCUCUGGCAGUAAGGAAAGUUGCCUGGUCGCCGCAUCACUCUAAUAAGUUACUUUCAACUUCCUAUGAUAUGACAUGUCGUGUUUGGCAUGACCUAAGCGAUGGUCCCAAUGGCCAAUAUUCAGGUAAGACGAACAACAGUGAUCCUCAAAGAGGCUGCCGAAUGAUAUUUUCUAAGCAUACCGAGUUUGUUUUUGGUGCCGAUUGGAGUUUAUGGGGUGAGCCAGGAUACGUUGCAACUGCAGGAUGGGAUGGUCAUGUUUAUGCUUGGUAUGCAUUAGCUGGACAGUAG